This is a messenger RNA of Caenorhabditis elegans, 462 nucleotides long. It is a transcript of the gene Y119C1B.12, whose product is annotated as Conserved plasma membrane protein. Lineage: Eukaryota; Metazoa; Nematoda; Chromadorea; Rhabditida; Rhabditidae. The transcript has 2 exons. The coding region runs from base 1 to 417 and encodes 138 amino acids. The record is from RefSeq and is marked reviewed.
AUGCUCUUGCUUUUACUUGAACUGGUGCUUCCAGCAUUUUUGCUGUAUGUUGGAAUCUCGAGUAUUGGGAAUUGCAUGGUUGACGAAAGAAUUCCAGUUUGGCUCAUUUGUAUAGCAAGUGGUCUAUUCUUGCAACUCAUUUUGGAAGCAGUGGUUCAAUAUCAGAAAUCUGGAAACCGUAUCAGAACUGAAACUGACAUUAAUUAUACGGUUUUCAAUUUGGCAUUGACUAUUGUCAGAUUGGCAAUGUUUGUUGCAAUAAUAAUUGGAUAUGUAUUUGUAUUCUCUGCAUACUCAAAAAAUAAUCAAUGCGACCAACUGCUCUACUGGACAUCAUUCAUAUAUUGUAUAUUGGGAUUGAUUGUGUUUGCUAUCUUAUUGUUGGUAGUUUGCUGUGUUGCCAGGACAAGUUCUUAACAUAUUCUAGGCGAUUUUCUUUAAUGUAUAAAAAAGUUUGAAAAA